GAGAAGCCUUCGGAGCUGCUACUUAAUGCCGGUCCCCCGGCCUCUGGCGUUCAGAGAGGCGCCGUCGGGCGUGGGGGCGACAAGGACUGCUGGCUGGGCCAUCGAGCUGGGGGUGGGGUGUCAGAGAGCCGCAGGGAGUGGGAGGAACUUCUUCCAGAACAUUCCUUUGGCCCGUGCUGCGCUCUGAGUCAGGCACCUCACUCCAUUCGGAGGAAGCGACCCCCGGGUCGCGGGAUGGAAGCGGUCUUCCGGGAGACUGUGUAACUCGAGCCGCGGGCGUCAGCGGGCCAGAGAGCUCGGCCGGACACCCUCGGCUCGGCUCGUGGAUGUUGACCGCCCCCUCGGAGAGUCCCCGCAGAUAUGGCGGAGAGCUGGCUACGCCUCUCGGGGGCAGGGGCGGCGGAGGAGCCCGGGUCAGAGGGCGGCCUGGAGGAGCCCGACGCUCUGGAUGACAGCCUGACCAGCCUGCAGUGGCUGCAGGAAUUCUCUAUUCUCAACGCCAAGGCUCCCGCCCUGCCCUCGGGGGGCACCGACCCCCACGGCUACCACCAGGUGCCAGGCUCGGCCGCGCCGGGGUCUCCCCUGGCGGCCGACCCCGCCUGCCUGGGGCAGCCGCACACGCCCGGCAAGCCCACGUCGUCGUGCACGUCGCGGAGCGCGCCCCCGGGGCUGCAGGCCCCGCCUCCCGACGACGUGGACUAUGCCACCAACCCGCACGUGAAGCCGCCCUACUCAUACGCCACGCUCAUCUGCAUGGCCAUGCAGGCCAGCAAGGCCACCAAGAUCACCCUGUCGGCCAUCUACAAGUGGAUCACGGACAACUUCUGCUACUUCCGCCACGCUGAUCCCACUUGGCAGAAUUCCAUCCGCCACAACUUGUCCCUGAACAAGUGCUUCAUCAAGGUGCCUCGGGAGAAGGACGAGCCUGGCAAGGGGGGCUUCUGGCGCAUCGACCCCCAGUACGCAGAGCGGCUGCUGAGCGGAGCCUUCAAGAAGCGGCGGCUGCCCCCGGUCCACAUCCACCCAGCCUUCGCCCGCCAGGCCGCACAAGAGCCCAGCGCCGCCCCAUGGGCCGGGCCGCUGACCGUGAACACUGAGGCCCAACAGCUGCUGCGGGAGUUUGAGGAGGCCACCGGGGAGGCGGGCUGGGGUGCGGGUGAGGGCAGGCUCGGGCAUAAGCGCAAACAGCCGCUGCCCAAGCGGGUGGCCAAGGUCCCUCGGCCCCCCAGCACCCUGCUGCUCACCCAGGAGGAGCAGGGCGAGCUGGAACCCCUCAAGGGCAACUUUGACUGGGAGGCCAUCUUCGACGCUGGCACUCUGGGCGGGGAGCUGGGCUCGCUGGAGGCCCUGGAGCUGAGCCCACCAAUGAGCCCCGCCUCGCACGGGGACGUGGACCUCACCGUCCACGGCCACCACAUCGACUGCCCAGCUACGUGGGGGGCUUCAGUGGAGCAGGCUGCCGACAGCCUGGACUUCGAUGAGACCUUCCUGGCCACGUCCUUCCUGCAGCACCCUUGGGACGAGAGCGGCAGUAGCUGCCUCCCCCCGGAGCCCCUCUUUGAGGCCGGAGAUGCCACCCUGGCCACCGACCUGCACGACUGGGCCAGCGUGGGUGCCUUCUUGUAAGAAACCAGGCCCUGCCCCUCCCCCUCCGGACAGCGCCCACGUCUGGGCCCAGACUGCCCCCCAGUGCAGGCCUAUGGAAACCCUACUGCCCAGGCAGGGGCUGGGCCAGGUCUCCCAAAGCUGACCCCACAAGGACACAGGGCCCGCAGCCCGGGCCGUCCUCAGAUUCCAGCCCAGGCGGCUGAGAACUGGGACCUAGGACCAGAAUUGCUGCCUCCCCUCCCCAGCCCCCAUACACAGUGUUUCAUUGAUCCACUUCUUCCCGGCCCCAGGGACACACUCGGGCCCCUUCACUUUGAGAGCUACAGCUUGGAGGGUCCCUGCUCAGGCUGGAAGCCACAGUACAGGGUCCGCCCCAGAGCCUCUUAGCCUCUGGACUUCUCCCUCUCUGGCUCUCCUCCCCAGGUCUCCAUCCGGAGAAAGUUCCCAGGUACAACAAGUGCUAAUUAGGUGACUGCAAAUUAACCCCCUAGGGGCCUCUCCCGGCCGAGCUUCCCUGGGGCCAGGCCGACAGUAUGUGGGGCGGAGCUGGGGAAGGGGGCCAGAGAGAGGAGACUGAACCGAGGUCGGGGUGCCGGGUGGAGCCAGGAGAUUUUCUAAGGCCUCUGGGGCCUUCUGGCCCCAUCUCUAGAGGUAUAAAUCCCUAAUCUUUGAGCCCAACUUGAGGCUGAGAGCAGCGGGGAGUUGGGUUUCUGCAGGGCUGGGGACAGGAGCAGCCAAGCUGCAGAGGGAAGGGGGGACAGAAAGACUAAUGUAGUGAGUGUAGCUAUAGCUGAGGCUUAACCGGGAGGGACACGGUGCUUGCUAGAACCACUGGGACCAGAAAACGGGGGAUCACCCGAGCCCCCUGCCUGUGCUUGUGCAGGGGAGUGCCUUGCUCCACCCUGAGCCCCUUGGGCUGUGUCCCACAUCCACCCUCCUGCCCCGUGAGGCAACUUAACUUUUUCAUGAAAAGUUAUUUACAGUAAAACAUUUUUAAAAAUAAAGCUUUUAAAAAAUUUAAAA
Molecule: messenger RNA, 2631 nt
Organism: Bubalus bubalis (water buffalo)
Lineage: Eukaryota; Metazoa; Chordata; Mammalia; Artiodactyla; Bovidae
Gene: FOXJ1
Product: forkhead box J1
Exons: 3
Coding region: 361-1626 (421 amino acids)
Biological process (GO): regulation of DNA-templated transcription
Molecular function (GO): sequence-specific DNA binding; DNA-binding transcription factor activity
Source: RefSeq, a predicted model, not a curated record